AUGAAGCACUAAACAAACACAAAAUCUUGUACAAAGAAACUAAAUUAGCAAUAAAAAUAGUUUUCUUAUGUUCCAUAUUUUGAAUAUUCUUAAUAAAAGCAUGAAGUAAUUUGGGCUUUAUCAUUAAAUUAAUAAAAAACUCUUCUAUUUGCAGCUACAAAAGAAAAUGUGAAGGUUAAGCAAUUUAAAAAUGGAAGAUUGAGAGGAUUACAAAAAAUCAAAAUGCAUUCUUAAGAUGUGACAACUAUGAAUAUUUUAAAGAGUCGAUCAUAAUAUAUCUCAGGCUCAUUUGAUUCUACCAUAUGUAUAGGAUCAUAAUAUCUAAUGUCAAAUCCAAAAUAUAUUACUAAACUUAAGUAACAUUCUUAAUGGGUUAGUUGUGUUAUAUUGCAUCCUAUUUUAGAAGAUUAAUUAAUGAGUGGCUCUAGUGAUCUUAAUAUUUAAAUAUGGUCUUGGAACUCAUUCUUAUAAUCAUGGUUUUGUUCCUAAACUAUAUGUGAGCAUUAAGGAUAAAUAUUUUCAAUGUCAAUUAAUCAAGAAGGAAAUUAAUUCAUCUCUUGUGCAACUGAUUAAAGUAUUUUAGUCAUGGAGAGCUCUGAAAAAAGAACAUGGUAAGUAAAAUAGAAAAUUAAAGUUAAUUAAUGGGGAUUCAGAUUGAGUUUCAUUAAUAAUAAAAUUUUUGUAUUUUAACCAAGUGAACAGAAUAAUUGGCAUGGAUCAAAAAAUAUCCAUUUUUAUUAAUUCAAUUCAUCUUCAAAUCAAUAUGUUAUUUCAUAAGAGAUUUAAGUAAAAGGAGGAGGAUAUCCUUGUUAUUGUUAUUUUCCUUAGAUUUACAUUCCUUCCAAAUAAAUCUUACUUUCUAAAAAUGGCCAUUUUGUUAAUUUAAUUUAAUUAACUUAUUCUCCCACUUCACAUCUUGAAUGCAAUUAUUAAUAAAAUAUAGAUUGUAAAUGUGAAAUAACUACAGGAACUAUGAGUGAAGAUGGAGAAUUUUUGAUAAUCUUUAAUAUUGAUACAAAAAAAAUUCAAAUCAGAAAAUUCCAGUUAUAAUGA
Paramecium sonneborni is the source of this 1053-nucleotide messenger RNA. NCBI's taxonomy places the organism in Eukaryota, Ciliophora, Oligohymenophorea, Peniculida, Parameciidae. The record is from the annotation of a GenBank genome assembly.